Messenger RNA from Ustilago hordei, 801 nucleotides. RefSeq lists its product as uncharacterized. The coding region runs from base 1 to 801 and encodes 266 amino acids. The record is from RefSeq and is a predicted model, not a curated record. Gene Ontology annotation, cellular component: ribosome; mitochondrial large ribosomal subunit. NCBI's taxonomy places the organism in Eukaryota, Fungi, Basidiomycota, Ustilaginomycetes, Ustilaginales, Ustilaginaceae. Gene Ontology annotation, molecular function: structural constituent of ribosome. The transcript has a single exon.
AUGAAUACGCUCCGCACGUCCCUUUCAGCGGUCACAAAUACCGCUCUGAAGCGCAAGGCUAAGCAGAUCAGCCCAGCUGUGGUCGCCAGGUGCUUCACCCGCUCGGCAACCAUCACCUCUCCCUCCAUCACCUCUCCCUCCAUUGCCUCUACUUGCGCUGGUCCCUCCUCCACACCCCUGCCAUUGGAUGUCACCUCGGUCAACUCGAACUCAGAAGCCCUGCAGCUGCUGAAAUCGCAACCAAGCCACUAUGCUAUUGCUUCCAUCACCGGUCGAACCUACCUCGUUUCCCGCGGUGAUCUUGUCACAGUGCCCCGUCUCCGCGAUGUUCAAGUCGGAGACCUCCUCCUUCUCGACAAAGUCCACGAGGUCGGUUCUCGAGAUUACACACUUCGAGCGCAAGACACUCUCAACACCCGUCGUAUCUCCACCGCUGUCGAUCUCAACCCAACUUGCUCUUCUGCAGCACCAACAAUCCAACAUGGUCCAUCGCAAGCAAUCACUCCACAGUCAAGGCGUCUAUUCACACGUCUGGCUUUAGAAGAUCCAAGACAAAGAAGCUCGCUUUUGCCGCUGGCAAACACUUGGUCUUCGAGGUUGUUGCCAAAUGGCCUCGCUCAUGUCGGUGCCAGCUUGGACACAGCGACCGUGAGGGUGACAGCAGUUGUCACAGAGAACACCAAGGGUGCAUUGGAAAAGAUUGUAAAGAAGAAAAAGAGAAAGGGCUACAAGAAGACGGUUCAGCACAAACAGCCGUAUACUAGGUUGAGGAUCGAGGAGAUUACUAUUCGGCCCAACUAG